UGCAGCUUCAGGUGGCUGGAGGGCAUUCCGAAGUGAUAUUACAAUGUUGCAGGAUUCAACAAGCUGGGGUUAAUGCAAGAUGAUACAAUACACAAGGACGAAGAUGUGAAAGAAGCCAUUAGGAGGCUCCCUGAGAACCUUUAUAAUGACAGGAUGUUUCACAUCAAGAGGGCACUGGACCUGACCAUGAGGCAGCAGAUCUUGCCUACGGAGCAGUGGUCAAAAAAUGAAGAGGAUAAAUUCUACCUUGAACCGUAUCUGAAAGAGGUUAUUCGGGAAAAAAAAGAGAGAGAAGAAUGGGGAAAGAAAUAAUCGUAUAGUUGACAUCUGCAGGUACAGCUGUCCUUAAGCAUUUUUACCACGUUGGUUAAAUGUGAAACACAAGAAGGAUGUGUUACUUU
Messenger RNA from Ochotona princeps (American pika), 401 nucleotides. Its product is annotated as cytochrome b-c1 complex subunit 7-like. NCBI's taxonomy places the organism in Eukaryota, Metazoa, Chordata, Mammalia, Lagomorpha, Ochotonidae. The coding region runs from base 73 to 312 and encodes 79 amino acids. The record is from RefSeq and is a predicted model, not a curated record. The transcript has a single exon. Gene Ontology annotation, biological process: mitochondrial electron transport, ubiquinol to cytochrome c.